UGAAUUGACCCUUGCCUCUCCAUCUUCAGAGGAUGCAGCUUUCAAAGACUUGGCCUCUAUGGUUUUACCUGUCAUGUUUGUUUUUGCUGUUGAACCGCUUUGAGAUUCUAUGAAACCGCUUUGAAUCGCUUUGAGCGCUAUGAAAAGCGCUAUGGAAAUUAUAAUACAUUAUUCUUACUUUGUGGCUGUGGUAACGACGAGAUGUUGAUUUCGAGCCAACCACAGAACGCUGCAGAGCUGAUGGCGGGCAACCACGGACUGUCUAUCACGCGGGAGGUUUAAACAGUCCUGCUUGGGUUCAGAGAAGUUGGCGUGUUACUUGUUUACUUUUUCUAUUAAUUUAUACCACCGAUUUUUGGGUUGCCUAUUUCAGCAAUUACUUGGGGAGAUGUCACACGAAAGGUCUUUGCAGGAGUUUCCCUGCCUGAAUGAGAAUUUGGAGGGAUCAAUGCUGUCCCUCUCACAGAAGAGCAAAUGGAAAAAGAGACAGUACUUUGGCGAAUGUCUGGACACGGAGACCACCCCUCACGAGCUCAUUCAGCAGUGGUCACCACCUCACAAGCAGCGGGUGGUCUGCAAGGGCAAAGAGAACGAGGAUAACCAGUUGGUGCUUGCCAGGCGACCAAGGACAAGGAUGGAGUUUUCAGGCUUGUCCUGGGACAGUCUCCCAGAUGAGUUGCUGUUGGGAAUCCUGUCCUGCCUCCCUCUGCAGGACCUUCUCAGGAUGUCCCGGGUCUGCAAGCGCUGGCAUCGCUUGGCGUUUGAUGAGUCUCUGUGGCAUAGUGUGGAUCUGGUAGGGAAAGCCCAGCUAGAUCAAGCUCUUGGGCAGAUGCUUACGGUUGGAGUACUGGGACUGCGCUGCCCCCAUACCUGCAUUGGAGAACCAUGUUUCACCCACACACAACACCUGCAUGUCCAUCACAUGGAUCUCUCCAGCUGCACUGUCACAACCCCGGUUCUAGAUGACAUCAUCUCCCGUUGCAGGCUGCUAGAGAAUCUAAGCUUGGAGGGACUGGAGCUCUCUGACAACGUUGUUCAGUCCCUAUCUCAGAAUACUGAGCUGGUACGGCUCAAUCUGUGUGGCUGCUCUGGAUUCUCCCCCGACUCGCUUAGUCAGAUUCUCAAAUCCUGCUUACGGCUUGAAGAGCUGAACUUGUCGUGGUGUGACUUCAGCACUGAUCAUGUGAAGGCUGUUGUCAGUAACAUCUGCUCCAAUAUAACCCAGCUCAACCUCAGUGGCUACAGACAGAACCUUACUAUGGAAGAUGUGAAAGACUUGGUGGAGAGAUGUCCUAACCUCGUAAAUCUGGAUUUAAGUGACAGUGUUCUGAUGACGAGCUCCAGUUUCCCCAUCCUCCAGCAGCUGCAGUCUCUUAGACACUUAGCUUUGAGCCGCUGCUACCAGAUUCACCCUGCUGCCUUAGCUGAUUUUGAGAAGUUCCCAGAGCUGCAGACGUUGGAGGUAUACGGGCUGGUCCAGGACACCUACCUGCCAAUCCUGAGUAAAGGUUUGCCCCGUCUCCAAAUCAACACCCGGCCCUUCUCAAGCGUGGCCCGUCCCACCGAGGCCACCCGGAGGGACCGCACCAUGUGGGGCAUGACUUGUCGCUUGGUGUUCAGACCCUAGCCAUAACGCCUUCCUAACGCUGUCACUAACAUGUCAUAACUCAUUUCUGUCUGAUGUGGUCAUGAUAUAGGAGGAAUAUUAGCUAUUUUUAGUGUGUCCGUGUCAGACAUUGUGUCUAUGAAUAUUCCAUAGAGCCUUUUGCAAUUUGUUGUACCCUGACACCAAUUGUUCUGUUGAAGAUGCCUGUUGUGUUUUAUAAUGGUGGGCAUUGGGUCUAAGUUAUUAUUGUAAUAGGACAUGUCCUUCGGAUACACAGUAGUGAACGUUUUUAAAUGCUGGUAAAUUGUAUUUCUCCACAGUGACGCUACUUGAAUACCAUGCAACUGAAUUCAUAAGAUUUUAAAGCGUUCCUGUUUAAGAAAUAUUUGAACCCUGAUAAUGUUGAAGACAGAGCUUGUAGCUUUCAGGGAAACACCUUUUUUUUUAACUUGAGAUAAUCAUAAAUUCUGAUUUAUAGGCUGCUGAUAAUGUAUCCAUAAUCUGGCCAAUUUAUUGACUUCCGAACAUUCCAAAGACAGUAAACUGUGCAAAACUUAAAUGUUAUAGAUUGAUAAUGUUUGUUCGUUCUGUAAUGUUUUACCAACUGGAUAAUGGAACAUCAGCGCCAGUUACUGUCUAUCAGCUGUACGCAGUGUUUGCCAGAAAGACAAGGAAGAUUUUGGUCCGAGUUGGAUUAUUGCAUAGGUGCACCACCAUUGUAGCUGGUGAAAUCUCUUCCUCAUGAUGCAAUGGUUAGAAUUCUCUUUUUAAAGUGUUUAUAAAAUACAAAUCUGCAUUUGAAGGCCAAUGUUAAAUAAUGAUGCCAUUUACUUGAUCUGUUGUUUAUUUUAAAGGGAAAAAUCAAUCAAGUUAGUUUACAUCAACCUCUACUUCCAAAUCAAUAUUAUUGGUCACAUAUAUUUAGCUGCUGUUAUGGCGGGUGUAGUGAAAAUGCUUAUGUUCCUAGCACCAAGAGUGCAGUAGUAUCUAACAAUAAAUGCAAAUCUAAAAGUAAAAUAAUUGAAUUAAGAAAUGUAUAAAUAUUAGAUUUCUCAAUGGCGAGUGGCAUUGACUAAAAUACAGUAGAAUAGAACACAGUAUGAGAUGAGUAAAGCAGUAUGUAAACAUUUAACCUGUUUGACAGAAUAAAAGCUGAGGUGGUUAUAAUGUAUACAAAAGUCUAGAUCAGUUGGCAUUCUUGUGGAAAUACAAAUGUAAUCUUGUCCCUAAAUUAGGUACUGAAUAUGAGAACGUGCACUACACUACAGGCAUAUAAUGUAGAAGAAAAUGCUAGUCUCUGCCACAGGGGGGGCACUAGCUAUGUAUGGAUCUGAGCCGUGUCUGGUCUGGUUCCUGUUUCUGCUCACAUUUGGUUUAGAUGUUUAAGAAAAUGUAGAUGUUUCUUUUUAAUUCAUGCAUUUACAAAUAAGAUGCACUGUCAAUGUCUAAAUAAAUGUUUUAUUU
Salvelinus fontinalis (brook trout) is the source of this 3070-nucleotide messenger RNA. RefSeq names its product S-phase kinase-associated protein 2, E3 ubiquitin protein ligase (gene skp2). The record is from RefSeq and is a predicted model, not a curated record. The transcript has 10 exons. Gene Ontology annotation, molecular function: protein binding. Lineage: Eukaryota; Metazoa; Chordata; Actinopteri; Salmoniformes; Salmonidae. The coding region runs from base 389 to 1627 and encodes 412 amino acids.